Messenger RNA from Aphis gossypii (cotton aphid), 1210 nucleotides. Its product is annotated as lachesin-like. Bases 29 to 1078 code for a protein of 349 amino acids. The record is from RefSeq and is a predicted model, not a curated record. NCBI's taxonomy places the organism in Eukaryota, Metazoa, Arthropoda, Insecta, Hemiptera, Aphididae. The transcript has 6 exons. Gene Ontology annotation, cellular component: neuron projection.
GCUUAACGUCCGUUCACCCAUCGCAACUAUGAAGGUCGUUUACGGAUUUUUCUUCAUAGCUAUCAGCAUCUACCCCACAUAUGCUCAGAGUACUCAGACAGCUGUAAGGGAUUUUGGUGGAAAUAUAGAAAUUACAUGUUCAGUUAUGAAUGUCAACUUUUUUCCCAUUGCAUGGUUUAAAUUUGAAAAAGAUGAUCCUACUAAGACCACUGUACUGUCAAUUAGUAAUAAACUUAUGGUCAGAAAUUCAAAAUUUUCACUAAGAAUUCACGUUGAAAACGGAACCAAUAAUCAUAUAUUGAAGAUUCAGAAUAUACAAAAGACUGAUAUAGCUAUAUAUCGCUGUGUUGUGAUGUGUGAUGAUGCCAACAGCGACGCAAACACAUCUGCAGAUGUCGAGUUAGAUGUGAAUCGGCCACCGGUCAUUUCAGAUGCUUCGUCUCCGACUUUGGUGAACGCGAUGGAAGGUCAAUUCUCGAGGUUAGAAUGUUAUGCUGACGGAUUUCCCGAACCAAGAGUUACCUGGACCCGAGAAAAUAAUGGAAUUUUAACUACUGGAGGAAAUUUUUAUAGAGGGAAUGUCUUACGUUUUUAUAACGUAACAAAAGACGACCGUGGAAUUUAUUUUUGCAAUAUAGUGAAUGGUAUUGGCGGAGGUGUCCGACGUAUUAUUGACUUUCGUGUAACUUUUUCACCAGUCAUAACGGUUUCGAAAAUUAUGUAUAGUCAUAGAGAACCUUUGAAACGAAACUUGGAUGUCCAAUGCCUCGUAGAAGCUUAUCCUACUCCGAAAAUCGAAUGGCUGUAUAAUGGAGUUGUACUCCCCAACGAUAACCACGAUUAUAAAAUCAUGGAAAACACUACUGCACACCAGUUUGCUUAUUCGGCAUUGACUUUUCUGAAAAUUGAUAAUGAACGUAUCGGUAAAUACACGUGUAAAGCACAGAACACGAUUGGAACGGCUGAAGUCACAGCUAUUGAGCAUCAAGAUCUAGAACAAGUUAAAAAACGUACUCAUCAGGAGAGAACACGCACUUACUUUGGCUUUAAUAUCUAUGGGUUAUCUCCUUAUUUAUAAUAAUAAUAAUGAUGAUAUUUAUACUUAAUAUAUAUUUAUAUUAUUUUAAACUUAUUUAUUUUCAAAAAUUAUAUAUUUAAUUAAUAUGUUAUGUACCUAUAUGGAAUUCAUCUGAUAAUUAUUAUUUCUCGA